GGUCGUUUAUCUCGAAUGACGAUGGUGUCAUUUUCGGCACCAAAACACCCCGAGUCGAGACCUCUUGGCCCCCCCCUGCAACGCGCAUCUCAACAACCGACGACGCGUCUCAACAAACCAAACCAAAAAAAGGGGGAUGUCACUAUAACAUCUACGAAUCUCCUUGUUACAUUUCAACCGAAGUUAAACAGACAAGAAGCAAGUGAUCGAUCGAAACCCCCGCGCAACGUGUCCGAAGUAGCGCAAGCUUCUACCGCAACCAUGGACACGACAAUAGAAACCAUAACCGCAACCGUCGCGGCAGCAUCCAGCACGCCCUCCUCCACCUCGAACAUCAAAGAGCUCAUCAAAGACUUGCUCAUCGCCUCCCUCCAACCCAACAAGACCGUCAUCAUCACCGGUCUCCUCAUCGUCUUGCUCUUCCCCAUCUUCCUCCACCAAGUCCUCCACGGCAACGAAUCCGGCUCUUCCUCCUCCAAGAACUCCUCACUCCCCUCGAUCCUACUCGCUGGUCCUUCCGGCGCCGGCAAGACCGCCCUCCUGACCUUGUUCGAGAAGCGCGCCGGCCGCUCCACCUCUACCUCAACCGACGAAAAGACCGAGCCCGCCAAGACACACACCUCCCAAACCCCCGUCUCCAUCAAACUCAACGCCGCCGCUCCCUUCUCCUCCUCCUCCUCCUCCUCCUCCUCUGUUUCCUCUCCCUCCGAGAACCAACCGAAGCGAAACUUUCUCCUCAUCGACACCCCAGGCCACCCCAAACUCCGCUCCACCGCGCUCUCCCACCUCCUCCCUCUCGACCCCAAAACCGGCCGUCCCCUUCCGCCUUCCAAAUCCCAACCCAUCAAAGGCGUCAUCUUCCUCCUCGACGCAUCCACCCUCUCCCCCUCCUCUCCCGAUUCCAGUCUCAGCCAAGCCGCCACCUACCUGUACGACCUCCUUUUAUCUCUCCAACACCGCUACAGCCGCUACACGAAAGGAAGCAAGCACCCGCCUUCGAUCCCCGUGCUCAUCGCUGCGAAUAAACUGGACCUUUUCACGGCGUUGCCUGCGACUUUGGUGAAGAAGGAACUGGAAGCGGAGCUGGGGCGGAUUAGAGUCAGUAGGAGUAAGGGAUUGUUGGAUUCGGGCGUCAAGGAGGAUGAUGUCACAGCGGGGGAGAAGGAGGAAGGCGAUGAUUGGUUGGGGGAGUAUGGGAGCGAGAGGUUUGAGUUUCGGCAGAUGGUGGAGUUUGAUAUUGAGGUGGAGGUGAUGGGGGGGAGUGUGCUGGGUAAUGGGGGAGAAGAGGAGGGGCCGGGGUGUGAGGGAUGGUGGAGGUGGGUUGUUGAGAGGGUGUAACUAAGUUGAUGUGAUGUGAUGGAUAGGUACCUAGCUAUGGUGAGGAUGGACGGAGAAAAGGGUAUAUGUGGAUAGGUAAUGGAUGGGUUAGUGGGGAGUGUAUGAUAUGAUGGGUGGGAUGGUACCUACGGGGGAAUGGAAAGGGGUCAUGAAUUAUGCGUACGAAUAUACAUAGAAAACUAACUAAUUGAUAUCAUUUGACUUAAAGCAA
Neurospora crassa OR74A is the source of this 1549-nucleotide messenger RNA. RefSeq names its product SRP receptor beta subunit. The record is from RefSeq and is a predicted model, not a curated record. Bases 16 to 1338 code for a protein of 440 amino acids. The transcript has a single exon. NCBI's taxonomy places the organism in Eukaryota, Fungi, Ascomycota, Sordariomycetes, Sordariales, Sordariaceae.